Molecule: messenger RNA, 619 nt
Organism: Rubroshorea leprosula
Lineage: Eukaryota; Viridiplantae; Streptophyta; Magnoliopsida; Malvales; Dipterocarpaceae
Source: the annotation of a GenBank genome assembly
GUCUUCCAAGUUGCGAACUCUCUUCUCCUCCGGCUGGACACAACCAGUGUCGCCGACGUCUCCAAGUUUUCUCGCCAAGCAUUAAGGUUUUGGCAUGGGGAUUGAGCUGUGCUGGUGGUUGACAGCAACAAGAUUGGCAACAUGAAAUCAGCUGUGGACUUUACUAGCAUGUGAUUGCGUUUUUAGAGUUUUAGAUGAUUCCAAUUAGUCUUACAGUGAAUUCAAGAUUUAUUUGUGCUAUAGGAUACCCAAAAAAGACACAAUGCACAUGUGGCUAAGAUACAAAUUAAACUUGAAUAUCUGUUGCUAUGAUCAAUAUUAUUUCUGUUUCACCUACAGUAACCAUUUGUUUCCUACUGAAACUUAAAAGGGCUUGAGAAACUUUGCUAUGGCACGUGGUUAAUUGUGUCUGUGCUAAUUAAGUUAUCAUCUGGAUGCGUAUUUUCCUUUUUUAUUCAUCUGGAUGCGUAUUUUCCUUUUUUUGUUCCAUUUGAUCUGAUGGUUUGUUUACAAUUUUUAGGGUCUAAUACCAUUUACAAUGUAUGCUCUUAAACUCUGCAUAGAAAACUUUGCCGCGCAGUGCACUUGACAAGAGUUAUGCAUCCAAUUCUAUUGCUCU